This is a messenger RNA of Macroventuria anomochaeta, 2223 nucleotides long. Its product is annotated as catalase. Gene Ontology annotation, molecular function: catalase activity; heme binding. The record is from RefSeq and is a predicted model, not a curated record. Gene Ontology annotation, biological process: hydrogen peroxide catabolic process; response to oxidative stress. Bases 1 to 2223 code for a protein of 740 amino acids. The transcript has 2 exons. NCBI's taxonomy places the organism in Eukaryota, Fungi, Ascomycota, Dothideomycetes, Pleosporales, Didymellaceae. Gene Ontology annotation, cellular component: cytosol.
AUGGCAUCAGAAAUCCUCGGAAACGUUUCAGAAAAGGUCAAGAACAUGGCUGGUGAGCAGAACAAGAAGAUUGCUCAAUUGAGCGCAAACACCAAGGAUGUCCACGACGGGAGCCACAGAAUAACAAGUGACUACGGUGUCAAGCAGAAUGACACCGACCACUGGCUUGCAGCCACCAGCGAGGACAAGCAGGGUCCCCAGCUCCUGGAGGAUCCCUUUGGUCGCGAGAAGAUCCACCGCUUCGACCACGAGCGCAUCCCCGAGCGAGUCGUCCACGCCCGAGGCGCCGGCGCCUUUGGAAAGUUCACUCUGAACGAGUCCGCCGCAGAUGUCAGUAAGGCUGGUAUCCUGACCGACACCUCUCGCGAGACCCCGGUCUUCCUUCGAUUCUCCACCGUCCUCGGUAGCCGUGGUUCAGCAGACACUGUCCGCGACGUUCGUGGAUUCGCCGUCAAGUUCUACACUGAGGAGGGUAACUGGGACAUUGUUGGCAACAACAUUCCUGUCUUCUUCAUCCAGGAUGCUAUGAAGUUCCCUGAUGUCAUCCACGCUGGCAAGCCUGAGCCUGACAGCGAGAUCCCUCAGGCCCAGUCUGCUCACAACAACUUUUGGGACUUCCAGUACCUCCACCCCGAGACUACCCACAUGCACUUCUGGGCCAUGUCUGACCGAGCCAUUCCUCGGUCCUACCGUAUGAUGCAGGGUUUCGGUGUCAACACUUACACACUUGUGAACGACAAGGGCGAGAGGCACUUUGUCAAGUUCCACUUCACCCCCGAGCUUGGUGUUCACAGUUUCGUCUGGGAUGAGGCUCUCAAGAUUGCCGGACAGGACCCUGACUUCCACCGCAAGGAUCUGUGGCAAGCCAUCGAGGCUGGCUCGUACCCCAAGUGGAAGUUUGGUAUCCAGACCCUCAAGGAGGGCGAGGAAGAUCAGUUCGACUUCGACAUUCUCGACGCUACCAAGAUCUGGCCUGAGGAGUUGGUCCCUAUCCGAUACAUCGGUCAGCUUGAGCUCAACAGGAACCCCGACGAGUACUUCACACAGACUGAACAGGUUGCUUUCUGCACGUCGCACGUUGUUCCUGGUAUUGGCUUUAGUGACGAUCCGCUUCUGCAGGGCCGUAACUUCUCUUACCACGACACUCAGCUUUCACGUCUGGGAGUCAACUGGCAGGAGCUGCCUAUCAACAAGCCUGUCUGCCCUGUCAUGAACUUCAACCGCGACGGUGCUAUGCGCCACACCAUCACAAAGGGCAAGGUCAACUACUGGCCCAACCGCUUCGAGACUGUGCCUCCUGCCAAGGAGGAAGAGGGUGCUUAUAUUGACUACCCUGCCAAAGUUGCGGGUAUCAAGCAGCGUCUUCACAGCAAGAAGUUCAAGGAGCACAAGAACCAGGCCGAGCUGUUCUACAACUCCAUGUCCGAGCCAGAGAAGAGCCACAUCAAGGCUGCUUUCGCUUUCGAGCUUGACCACUGCGACGACCCUGUUGUCUACAAGCGCAUGGUUGAGCGUAUUGUAGAGAUCGACCUUGAGCUUGCUCAGGGCGUUGCUGAGAUGGUUGGUGCCGACAUUCCCCAGGAGGCAACUCGCCAGAAGCACAACAAGAAGGCCAAGGGUCUAUCGCAGAUGGACUUCUUGCCCACCACACCUACCAUUGCCACACGCAUGGUUGCCAUCUUGAUCGCAGACGGUUACGACAAGGUCGCAUACAAUGGCAUCAAGGCUGCCUUGACUGCACAGGGUGCUUUGCCAUUCACCAUCAGCCCAAGGAGGAACAAGAUCUUCGCUGACGGCGAGGACAAGAGCGGUGACGGUAUUGUCGCUGACCACCACCUCGAGGGUCAGCGCUCGACCAUGUACGACAGUGUCUUCAUCCCCGGUGGUGAGAAGUCCGUCGCCACUCUCAGCAAAAGCGGUCGCGCUAUCCAUUGGGUCCGUGAGGCUUUCGGUCACCUGAAGGCCAUCGGUGCUACUGGCGAGGGUGUUGCCUUCGUCAAGCAGUGCGUCGAGCUUCCUGAGAUGGAGUUCUCUACCAGCACAGACGUUAAGAACAGCUACGGUGUUGUCACAGCUGCCAAGGUCUCGCCUGAUGGCUUCAAGGAGGCUAUCAAGAUUGCUAAGGAGGCGGCUGACUUUGUUGGUCAGUACACAUACGCUAUCUCGUGCCACAAGAACUUUGAGCGUGAGAUUGCUGGCUUGAGCACUAUGGUUGCGUAUUAA